Gryllus bimaculatus (two-spotted cricket) is the source of this 1705-nucleotide messenger RNA. NCBI's taxonomy places the organism in Eukaryota, Metazoa, Arthropoda, Insecta, Orthoptera, Gryllidae. The record is from the annotation of a GenBank genome assembly.
GCUCAUUGGAUUCACUUGCUGAUAGUGUUCUAAUAACUGACAACAAUAUACCGUUUCCUUUGGGUGUUUUAUACCCCUUGGGGGUUUCGUUGGCGGCGUGCUCAUUUUCGCAGUUAAAUUACUUUCAGAUUUACAAGAACACAAACAUUCUACAGAAAUGAGCACAACCCAUCAACGUGCACCAAUAACACCGGGCAAAUCUCACGCCCCUUUCAACAGCAGCAUCACCAACAAGCACAGACUGCCCGAUGGACGCAAUCUCUACCACAGAUAUGUUGCCGAACAUGACAACUGUCAAAUCACAGUCGUCUUUCUAAACAACAGAACAUCGAAAUGCGUGACGCGCGGCAAGUGGCUACAUCUUGCCGUUCCGUCAUGCGUGCUCACUAACGCAUUCGGACUAACGCAGGCCGGGGCGAGUUAGAUGGUUAUGUUGUUGAUAUUUGAAAAUUAGUGAAAAAUAAAUUGUUUUUUUUAAAUUUCUUGAACAAGUUUUGUGAAAACUGUUUCGUAUAUGGUUUUUGCGUUCUAUUGAGUAUUUCUUCAUUCGAAUUUUAGUGAAUUUUUAUAGCUUAUACUAACAUGCCAGAUAAAGUUCGAGGAACUUUCGUAUCGCAAAAGAUUAAUAAGGUGAGGUGGAAACCUGAAGAUUUAUCUUAUUCCAGUUAUUUUGUUACAGGCAGUUGGGAUGACCAGGUCAAUACACUUAUGCUAUGGUCCAACCCACGUCCUGAUGAUGACCCAGAUCAACUUACAGUCAAGACUGCAUCCUUGAAUUUCUCGGGGGAUGUGACUGAACUAUUGUUCAUUGACGACAAAAGGUUUAUUGCGUCUUCGUCACAUGGAUUCGCAAAGUUGUUUGAAAUUGAAUUCUUAGAUCUUGGGAAAGCUCUGUUUAAAGAAUUGAUAGUCUGGGACAAGUUACACGAGUUUAGCUAUGGAAACUGUUGUCCAUGUACUGGUUUAGCGUGUUUUGAAGAAGAUAUUGCUACCAUAGGAGAGGAUGGCAGAAUAGCUCUACUCACUGCCAGACAGAAAAACCCUCUUCGGAAAAUAGAUAAAGCUGACAGUUGUUCAUUACACUGUGUGUGUUUCUUGAAGUACAAUGAAGUGUUGACUGGAAAUAUUCGUGGUCAUAUGAAAGUUUGGGAUUUAAAAAGUCAGUCAAAUAAACCAGCAACAACAUUUAUGAUGUCAGGUGAUCAGAUUGCAGCCAGUUGUGUAACAUUUCAUCCUACGCAGCGUCACAUGCUACUUGUAGGUGGAGAUGAUGGUUCUUUGACUGUGUGGGAUAUGAGACACAAUACAUUUCCUGUUACUGUUCUCAGUGCCCAUGCAGAGUCAGUGAGUGAACUGAAAUUCCAUCCUGAUCGUCCAGAACACUUAUUCUCAUGUUCUGCUGAUGGUGAUGUGUGGCACUGGAACACAUCAACAAUGUCGCGAGGCACACGUUUCAGUUCCAGUUCAGAUAUGUCAAUAGAUGAGAAUCCCUGGCUGAGUAGUGAUGCUGCCAAGCAUCGAAUUGAGGUGUUGUCAACUAUGCCAAAAUUGCACAAACCAGUCAAUUCUUUGGAUGUGAAUCACAGUAGAUUGAUAUGUUCAAGUGACAAUGAAGCAGUCUAUGUUAUUAAUGAUGUUAUCCCAUGAGUCUUUUAUAAUGGAUAUACUUUUUACAUUUAUUAAAAAAAACUUCCUCUUUUUUUAA